CUUCAAGCUUAUGAGCUCCAACUCAAACUGUCUUCAACAUCGUAGCUGGCAUUCGACUCCAACAAAUAAUCGCUGGACACACUCCGUACAGCUCUUUCCGUAUCCCGUGUCAUAGAGUUACAGCACAGAACGCAGAUUGACAAGUCAUGGACUUAUACUACAGCAGUAGCUCCUUCGAGUGCCACAAAGUCAGAAUGAUGCUAGAAGAGAAGGGCCUCCCUUGCCGGCUGUGCCACGUGGACUUAGUCGGAGCGUCAAACCUCGAGCCGUGGUUCCUGCACAUAAAUCCAAAAGGCACAGUCCCUGUGCUGGUUCACGGGAGCAGCGUUGUCACGGAUACCAACGAGAUCCUCAGGUUCUUCGACAGCAUCGGCCAGCCAAUGGGGGGCUCGAUUGUUGACCACGACGCCGCUGCCACGUGGCUGACGCGCGUCGCAGCGUGGGACGAGGAGGCGCUAGCCUACUCCAAGAUGUCUCUCAGCGCGGCGCAGUCCAUCACGCGCUUUCGCCGCCGCGUGUGCGUCGAGCGCAUGGCGCGCAAUCCGGAUCUCGUCAGCGCGUACGGCGCUUUGCUGGCGCGGUACCAGACGCUGGAAGCGACGAUCGCGGCGGGACACGCGGCGACGACGUCGCUCCGUCAGCUGGAGGCGCUUCUUGACGAAGCGGAACGGACUCUGUCAAAUCCCAACAACGUUUUCUUGGCGGGAAGGGAAGCGUCAAUCGCGGACGUCUGCUUUGCGCCGGUUCUCGCGUCAGUCGACCGUGCUGGACUUUCUCAAAAGCUGCUUAAAACGCGUCCGGCUUUAGCGGAGUACAACAAGCGGAUGACUCGGCGUCAGAGCUUUCGGACAGCCGUAGUUUGGCCGACGAGUCUUGUGGCGAAAUUUGCCAACGUGCCUGCGAUGGUCGCACUGGGGUGCAGGAGACUGAGCAGGCGGUACUAGGAGUGCUGACCGCCAACUCAGCUGGAAAUAUCUUGUCGUCAAUGCACGCAAGGGCGUGCGCCACCUCAGCUGGAAAUAUCCUGUCUUCUCGGCACGAAAGGGCGUGCGGAGAUUGCUUCAAAGGGUGCAGGAGAUUGAGCAGGCGGUACUAGCCCAUUGCCGCAAUGGUCCCUAUCAUACCUGAGAUUGUUGCUAUGGGCUGCGGCCUGAGCAACCGAACCGGCACAACUCUGUGCUAGAAUGAUGUACCGGUGUACCUGAGUCAGCUGCGUCGACAAUCCGUGUUGUUGGCUGAGACGGCCUAUGUGUCGCACACAGGAAACCAAAGGUGGGCACCGCACCACAACCAAAGUGUGCUUUGAGGGAAUCAUUAUGGUACUAAGUCACUCUCGUGAAGGGGUACUUAACGAAAAAAGUUUUUCAGGUAACAUAUGCGGACGCUUUGUAACCCACCCUGUAAGGAAAUUCCUUUUUCCUUACUGGGCUCGACUACAGCGCGUUUGCCCUCGACUCUCAGAAGUCCAGGCUCGGCCAACUUCUUCGAUCCCGAACAAUUUCGCGAACCCAAACCACGACGAGCAGCGCUUCCGUGGCUUUCGCCAACCGAA
This is a messenger RNA of Closterium sp. NIES-67, 1552 nucleotides long. The record is from the annotation of a GenBank genome assembly. NCBI's taxonomy places the organism in Eukaryota, Viridiplantae, Streptophyta, Zygnematophyceae, Desmidiales, Closteriaceae.